AUGAAAUGAAAGAAAUAAUUUCUCAAUAAAAUGACACACUUAUGCGCUUUUACAGAUGUAAAACUUUUAAUAAAUUACCAUUAUAAUUUCAUUAAACGUGAAGUUAUGCAAAAUUAACAACAUUAAACUAUUUACACAACUGUGACUAUAAUAUAUUCCCGCCAAAAAGCUGCGAAAUUCCUCUAGCUUAACUGUCGUCGUAAUGUCGGUAGGUCGGAAAUUCUAUAGUCCAAAACUAUUUUUUUUAAAUAUUCAUUCUGCCGUUUUAUAACUACGGUUUUUUUAAAACUAAUACAAAAAUGUAUUUAAUCUUAUAAAAAUCGGUAAAAUAUUUUAUUAGAAAAUAAACGGACGAUAUAAAAUAAGUUUCUGAACGAAAGUAAACAUUGAUUUUUUUUGAAUUUUCAAAAUGAUUUGUUUACAUACAUACAAAAUCGAAAAUUGGGUUUUUAAUGAAUUUUAAUUGAGACAGAACAUAACUAUUGUUUAUUUCGACAACAAAGUACAAAAUUAUGUACUACUUAUUACAAUAGAACGCCUAAAGAGUCCAGAUAAUUCCAGAAUAAUGUAUAAGCCAAUAGAUUUCACGAGCAACGAUGUAUUUGAUGUUUGGACUUCGGUGUGCGAUAUAACGUCGACAUCGGACUUUGUGAGUCCUCGAAGUAAGAUGAUCAAGCAGAAACGGAAACGCGAGUUUCUGUGUACAGAUGUGCAGCCUGCAAUCAAGAGACCCGCGCCAUCGAUACGUGUCGGCUCCGGAUUCAAAUGGAACCUACAGGCGUUGGCGCAUGCGGCUGACGCGGUGCAGUCUGGCGGCAAAUCACCUGUCUCCGCCCUCAACGAGCUGGGCGUUCGCGUCACCUACACCGUGCUGAACCAGGGCGGCCCAGCGCAUUGUCCCAGCUUCACCGUGGCAGUCAAUGUCGCCGAUAUGACCUUUGAAGGUUGGGGUCACAGCAAGCGUGAGGCACGCGCGUCCGCAGCCAGGGUUUGUCUCGCGGCUCUGCUCGCUCGAGCUGGCCAUGUGCUGCCAGACCAGACCCGCGCCAAGGACUUCACUGUUGACGACACAACACCGUAUCCCGUCUCCGAAUUCCAAUGUCUCGAGAGCAAAUCGAAGAUUGAAGAGCAGACGAAGCAAAACGCUGUCACGGAAACAGCCCAGAGUCAGAUUGAGAGGAAUCUGCCCACGUCGUCGCUGUUCGGCGCCACCGCCCCUACCCCGGCCUCCAAGAGCCCCAUCAACGUCCUCUACGAGAACCACCCGGGGCUGCUGUUCAUUUGUACCUAUGGGGACGGAACACCCUUGGAUUCUGCUCAGGUUCCGCUGCAGCUGGCCCACAGCAUGAGGUUCAAGGUGGUCUGCCAGAUCAAGGAACAGAAGUUCGAGGGUUAUGGUUCGAGCAAGAAGCUGGCGAAGUUGGCGGCGGCCCGCAGCGCGCUGGCCGUGCUGGAGGAGGGCCGCGCCGACAUCGCGGACAGCCUGCUGCCCUCCGGCUACCUCUCGCAGACCCUCGCCGACCACAUAGCCAAUCUCGUGAACAGCAAAUUCAGUGAGAUGAUGAAGAAUGACGUCAUACAUUCGAAGAGGAAGGUCCUGGCCGGGAUCGUGAUGACGACCGACAGCAAGGUCGACGGUGCCAAGGUGAUAGCGGUGGCGACGGGCACCAAGUGCGUCUCCGGCGAGCACAUGUCGGUGCGCGGCCGGGCCGUCAACGACUGCCACGCGGAGGUGGCGGCCCGGCGCUGCCUGCAACGCCACCUGUACACCCAGCUGCUGCUUUACGCCUCACAAAAAGACCCCCGAAAGCCGAUCCCCGAAGCGGACAUCGAGCCCGCGGAGGGGGGCGGCUACCGACUCCGCCCCGACCGGCAGCUACACAUGUACGUGAGCACCGCGCCCUGCGGGGACGGGCGGAUAUUCAGCCCACACGAGCAGCUACAGCAUGAGCCGGACCGACAUCCCAACAGGUUGGCCCGGGGACAGCUCCGCACGAAGAUAGAGUCGGGCGAGGGCACGAUCCCAGUGAAGAACUGCAACAGCUUGCUGCAGACCUGGGACGGUGUUAUGCAGGGCGAGCGUCUCCUGACGAUGUCGUGUUCUGAUAAAGUGGCCCGCUGGUGCGUCCUCGGCCUGCAGGGCUCGCUGAUGUCCACGCUGCUUGCGCCCGUGUACCCGACCUCGAUAGUGCUGGGCUCGCUGCUGCACCCGCACCACUUGUACAGAGCGAUAUGCGGGCGCAUCGAAGCGUACAUAUCGUCGCUGCCGCCCCCUUACCACCUCCGGCGGCCCCUGCUGGCGAGAGCAGCAAGCACCGAAGCCAGGACCCCGACCAGAGCACCCUCGUUCAGCGUCUGCUGGGCGUGCACUAACACGGCCCCCGAAGUAUUGAAUGCCACAACCGGGAAGCUGGAGAAUGGCCAGCCCUCACUACUGUGCAAACAGAGCAUGUUCGCCAGAUGGCAGUAUUUGAUCAAGAAACUACCCCCCUUACAGCAGUCACACCCGGACGGAACCAGCGUCUCAUUGCCGAAUCACUUGGAUACUUUACUGUAUAACGAAGCGAAACUACUCUCCCCAACGUAUCAGGUAGCGAAGGACCGCCUCUUCCAAGCCUUCGAAAAAGCGAAACUAGGUCGUUGGAUAAAGAAGCCAUUAGAACAGGACCAGUUCGUAUGCGAACUCCUGAGCGCGGACCCAGCCGCUCUGUUCACUUAGACAGAUCUAGUUCAAGGUCAUAGCGCGACACGGUACGACGAUAGAGCCAGAGGAGAUGAUGGACAGGCUAAUGACAGUGCUAAAGCUUUAGGCGACGAUAAACGCGAGAGAAUCAAGGCGAAAUCUGACGUGGGCGUGACCGGUGACUUGUUAGAUGGUCCGUUGAUGUACGGAAAGCUAAUACUCGCCGAGAAAGCUCGUCAGCUUAAAUUAAUGGGCAUGAUAUUAAAAGCGAAAGAUAAAAGUAAAUUUCGUAUCUUCAAUGAUAAACAUUGCAAUGAUAAUGAUAUAAAGAUUAAUGAUAAAAUCGAUGGAGGCAAACGAAGUAAAGGAUUACCAAUGAAAAAAAAUUGUCAAAAGUUUAAAAAGUCCAUUAAAAACCAAAGAAGUAGCGUGUUUAAGAAAAUUAGUAAAAAUCGUGAUUCUAAACUUAAAAUAAGCAAUGAAUCUACGAAUAACAUUAACGUCGCAAAUAACGAUCGACAGGAUAAUAAUAAUAAAAAUUGUAGGGCCAAUUUAAAAUUGAAAGUAAACCUCGGGAAAUCUAAAUAUGAUAGAUGGAAAGGAUUGUUAAUAAAGAGUAAUAAAAAAGUGCUUAAAAAAGCUAAAAUAAGUAAUAAAGAGAAUACAUACAAAAACACAAAAUCCGAUGCUGCGUUAAAAAAUGAAAAUAAAAAUUCUAUAAAUAAAUCAUUGAAUACCAAAGCGAACCUUCAAAAUUGUUCUAUCGAAAAAGACAAUUUCAAUUCUGAACCGAAAUGUGAAAAUAAAUUGAUACAAAAGUUCAGUGAUUCUGAAAAUAAUUCCAUUAUUAGUCAUCCGAAUGGAUACGUUAAAAAUGAAGGAUUAACAAAUAAAAAAGAAAACAAAUUAUUAAUAAAAGUUAACACAGAAAUUGUAAUCGACAAAAUAUCCAAUGAUUCACACGAAAAUAAAUGCGACGUGUUAAACAAAAUAUUUGAUGAUGGAAUCAAACGUCCAGAUGGAGACAAUGAAAUAUUUGAAAGCAAUCCGAAAAAUAAGCCGAACGAUGAUAAUAAAACCAAUAAUGAUUUUAAGAACAAAAACACCACUGAAAUUAAUGAUUCCAUCAUAAAAAAUAAGCAGUGUAAUGAUAAAAAUAAUGAAAUAAAAGUAAAUAGUGAUCAAAUGAAAAUUUCUAAAGUAAAAAAGAAAAAGAAAAAUAAAGUCUGUAAUGACAAAAGUAAUGACAUUAAAGUAAAUAAUGAUGAUCCGAAUGUUUCUAAAGUUGAAAAGAAUAACCAAAAUAAGCCCUGUAAUGACAAAAGUAAUGAUGUUGAAGUAAAUAAUGAUUAUCCGAAUGUUCCUAAAAUAGAAAAUAAAGUCUGUAAUGAUAAAAAUAAUGACAUUAAAGUAAAUAAUGAUCAUCCGAAUGUUUCUAAAAUAAAAAAUAAAAACAAA
Messenger RNA from Bombyx mandarina (wild silkworm), 4141 nucleotides. RefSeq names its product Adenosine deaminase acting on RNA (gene Adar). Gene Ontology annotation, biological process: RNA processing; adenosine to inosine editing. Lineage: Eukaryota; Metazoa; Arthropoda; Insecta; Lepidoptera; Bombycidae. Gene Ontology annotation, molecular function: tRNA-specific adenosine deaminase activity; double-stranded RNA adenosine deaminase activity; double-stranded RNA binding. The record is from RefSeq and is a predicted model, not a curated record. Gene Ontology annotation, cellular component: cytoplasm; nucleolus.